Wasmannia auropunctata (little fire ant) is the source of this 219-nucleotide messenger RNA. RefSeq lists its product as uncharacterized. The record is from RefSeq and is a predicted model, not a curated record. The transcript has 3 exons. The annotation marks the transcript as partial. Lineage: Eukaryota; Metazoa; Arthropoda; Insecta; Hymenoptera; Formicidae.
UUAAUUGGUACCGAUAUUUCGGAGAGCAUGAUCAAAUAUGCGAAUGAAACAUUCAGUGACGAAAAACGGUUGCAAUACGAGGUAUUGGAUAUUGGAACCAAAAAUUUGCCUAAGAAAUAUAUUUCUGAAUUUGAACAUAUAUUAUCAUUUCACACUUUGCAAUGGUGCAGCGAUCUUCGACAAGCCUUUGAGAAUACUUUAUCAGAUGCUACGACCUAA